This is a messenger RNA of Dromaius novaehollandiae (emu), 5334 nucleotides long. It is a transcript of the gene ADAMTS8, whose product is annotated as ADAM metallopeptidase with thrombospondin type 1 motif 8. Gene Ontology annotation, biological process: extracellular matrix organization; proteolysis. NCBI's taxonomy places the organism in Eukaryota, Metazoa, Chordata, Aves, Casuariiformes, Dromaiidae. The transcript has 9 exons. The record is from RefSeq and is a predicted model, not a curated record. Bases 44 to 2755 code for a protein of 903 amino acids. Gene Ontology annotation, molecular function: metalloendopeptidase activity; zinc ion binding.
GCCGAGGCCGAGGCGGAGGCGGAGGCGGAGGCGGGCGGCGGCGAUGCCGCUGCCGGUGCCGGUGCCGGGGCGGCGGGCGCCGCUCCACCUGCUGCUGCUGUGCCACGCCUGGGCGCUGCCGCCGCCGCCGCGGGAGGCGCAGCCGCUGCUGCCCGCCCGCCUGCCCGCGCCGCCGGGGCACCUGGCGCUGCGGCUCGCCGCCUUCGGCCGCGCCGUCGUGCUGCGCCUGCGGCCCGACGCCGCCUUCCUGGCCCCCCGCCUCCGCCUCCAGCGCCUGGGCGGCCGCCCGCGCCCGCCGCGCCGCCCCUGCGGCUUCUACGCGGGCGCCGUCGAGGGGCGACCCGACGCGCCCGCCGCCCUCAGCCUCUGCGCCGGCGGCCUGCGCGGCUCCUUCCUCCUCGACGGCCAGGCCUACGCGCUGCAGCCGCUGCGGCCCCCCGCGCCCGGCCCGCCCUGGCGCCGCCCGCACCGCCUCCGGCGCCGCGCCGCCCCGCCGCCGCCGCCGCCGUCGAGCCCCGGCCCCGCGGAGGAGCCGCCGCCGCCCGCCGCGCCCCGCCGCGCCAAGCGCUUCGUGUCCGCGGCGCGCUACGUGGAGACGCUGCUGGUGGCCGACGCCUCCAUGGUGCGCUUCUACGGGGAGGACGUGGAGAGCCACGUGCUGACGCUGAUGUCGGUGGCGGCCCGGCUCUACCGGCACCCCAGCCUGCAGAACGCCGUCAGCCUGGCCGUGGUGAAGGUGCUCGUGGUGGAGGACGAGGCGGCGGGGCCCGAGGUCUCCGACAACGGCGGCCUCACCCUGCGCAACUUCUGCAGCUGGCAGCAGCGGUUCAACCCGCCCAGCGACCGGCACCCCGAGCACUACGACACCGCCGUCCUGCUCACCAGACAGGACUUCUGCGGGCACCAGAGCUGCGACACGCUGGGGGUGGCCGACAUCGGCACCAUGUGCGACCGCAACAAGAGCUGCUCGGUGAUCGAAGACGAGGGCCUGCAGGCAGCCUACACGCUGGCCCACGAGCUGGGCCACGUGCUCAGCAUGCCCCACGACGACUCCAAGACGUGCGAGCGGCUCUUCGGGCCCCUCGGCAAGCACCACGUGAUGGCCCCGCUCUUCGUGCAGCUCGACAGGACGCAGCCGUGGUCGCCCUGCAGCGCCAUGUACCUCACCGAGUUCCUGGACGGCGGGCACGGGGACUGCUUGCUCGAUGCGCCGGCCCAAGCCCUGGCCCUGCCGGCCGAGCUGCCCGGCCGCGGGCCCCUCUACAGCCUGGACGGGCAGUGCCAGCAGCUCUUCGGCAAGGGCUUCCAGCACUGCCCCAACACCACGGCCGAGGACGUCUGCGCGCAGCUGUGGUGCCGGACGGGCGCCGGCGAGCCGCUGUGCCACACCAAGAACGGCAGCCUGCCCUGGGCCGACGGCACCCCCUGCGCCGGCGGCGGGCUCUGCUGGGACGGCCGCUGCCUGCCGCCGGGAGCCCUGCAGCCCCAGGCGGCGGUGGACGGGGCCUGGGGCCCCUGGAGCCCCUGGGGCAGCUGCUCGCGGACGUGCGGCGGCGGCGUGCAGUUCUCCCACCGCCACUGCGACAGCCCCGAGCCCCGGCACGGCGGCCGCUACUGCGAGGGCCAGCGCGCCAGGUACCAGUCGUGCCGCACCGAGGAGUGCCCCGCCGACGGCAAGAGCUUCAGGGAGCAGCAGUGCGAGAAGUACAACAGCUACAACUUUACGGACCUGGAUGGCAAUCGCCUCGAGUGGGUUCCCAAGUACGCCGGCGUGUCGCCCCGAGAUCGGUGCAAGCUCUUCUGCCGAGCCCGGGGCCGGAGCGAGUUCAAAGUCUUUGAGGCCAAAGUGAUCGACGGGACGCUGUGCGGGCCGGAGACCCUCUCCAUCUGCGUGCACGGCCAGUGCAUCAAGGCCGGUUGCGAUCACGUCGUCGGGUCCUCCAAGAAGCUGGACAAGUGCGGGGUGUGCGGCGGCAACGGCUCCACGUGCAGGAAAAUAUCCGGCUCGCUCAACCGAUCCAAGUACGGCUACAACGACAUCGUCACCAUCCCCGCUGGAGCGACCAACAUCGACGUCAAGCAGCGCAGCCACCGCGGGGUCCGUCACGACGGGAACUACCUGGCCCUGCGGACUCUGGAGGGCAGGUACCUGCUGAACGGGGACUUUGCCAUUUCGGCCAUGGAGCAGGACAUCCUCAUAAAGGGAACCAUCCUGAAGUACAGCGGCUCCAUGACGACCCUGGAGAGGCUCCAGAGCUUCCGGCAGCUCCCUGAACCCCUCACGGUCCAGCUGCUGACCAUCGCCAGCGAGGUCUUCCCCCCGAAAGUCAAGUACACCUUCUUCAUCCCCAAGGACGUCCCCUUCAGCAAGCAGAAGGACAAAGAGAAGAAGUCGGCCAACGUCAUCCGGCCGAUGCUGACCUCGCAGUGGGUCCUGGGCGACUGGUCCGAGUGCUCCAAGACGUGCGGCUCCGGCUGGCAGAGGCGGACGGUGGACUGCCGGGACGUCGAGGGCCAGGCCUCCUCCGCCUGCGACAGGGCCCUGAAGCCCGAGGACAUCAAGCCCUGCGGAGACUUGCCCUGCCCGCUGUGGCGCCCGGGCCCGUGGUCCCCCUGCUCCCAAAGCUGCGGCGAGGGCGUGCGGACGCGCGGCUCCUCCUGCGUCGACUACGCGGGGACCGUGGUGGCCCCGGAGAAGUGCGGCCGCCCGCCGCCGCCGCCGGCCACCGCGGCCUGCUCCCCGCGGCAGUGCUGAGCCGCGGCGGGACGCAGGCGUGGACGGACGGCCGGGAGGACGAAGGGACGUGAGAGAAGGGCCGCUCCCCGCCGGCGGAGCGUCCCCGCCCGCCCGACGUCUACCUCAGAGCGGGGAGCGACAGCGUCCCGGCGGGGAGGAACCACCCUUCCUCGUCCUUUCUCUCUUUCCGACUGGCGGACAGCAGGCAGAUUUUAAUUUAAGGGGGAAAGAAGCGUAUCUCGAGGCCGUUUCCGAAGCGGGUGACCCGCGUUUCCCCCCUGCAGACGCUCGAGGCGGUCAAGGGUGCGGGUCGAGGUGCUGCUGAUCCCCAGCGCUGGACCGAGGCCCGAGCCUGCAGCCGCCGUUUGGGUGGUUCUGUAGGAGCUCCAUCUCCGACGGAGACUAAAUUUGUCCGGUUCAGUGGGGUGGGUUCGCGGGGAGGGGGCUCGUGCCGCAAACUGUGGAGCUGGCUUUCCCCAUCCCUCCGUCCCAGCUGCAGGUCGAGGUCCGGGCUGGGGGAGCCGGUUCAGGAGGUGACAAAACCUGGAUGUCUUUGCGAAGAGGGGGGAGCUCGGCUCAGCUCGCGGUCCCCUCGGCGCAGCAGCGUGGGUGUCUUGGAGGGCGAGGCGCGCUUUAUCGGCCGCGGUUUUAGUCUCCGAGAUAAGUCGGGAACGAGCCCAGGGCGGCUGCUGGCCGGCGUGGGGCAGGAAGUCGGGCUCGAUGACCCUAGUGGCUCCUGCCCGAUUUAUACUCUACGAUGCUGCAAAUCGCCGCCUCCAAACGCCCCCAGAUGCUGAAAUGCAGGGAGCUGCUUAGGGCGGUCCCUCUUCUCCCUGCGCCAGGCAGGUUCAUUGGAAACUCAGGUCAGUCCGGGGAGUUCACACCAGCCUUGCGGGUACCUGCCCGUCUUCCUCGCUGCCCUCCUCCUCCUCGGCCGCGAGGAAAACCAAGAAAUCCUCUCCUAAGACGGCGGGUCAGAGCAUGGGACUGCAAAGCAGUUAUUGCUCGAGUUGCAAUCCCACCAGGAACGCCUGCUCCCCACGCCUCGAUUUCCCCAGCUAUAAAACCGAGGCUAGUUAAACCCGGUCUGGUUUGCAGGGCUGCCGUGGGGAUUAAUCCAAGCGUCUGCAGUGCUUUGACCGUGAAACGCUUGUGGCCUUGGAGAAGCGGUACCCCUGGGGUGGACGCUCGGGUGUGCGAGCAUUUCCUUUCCCAUACCGUCCUCCUUGGCCUCCAGUCCACCGCCUAUUUAUUUUAUCAGCUGUGGUUUUAGUUUUUCAGAUAAUUUGCUAAUUUGGCUUGCAGGGCCGGCUCUUGGCCCGCGCUAGGCAGGAAGCUGGGCUCGAUGAUCGUCGCGGUUCCUGCUGGAUUCAUCAUCUACGACGAUGCAAAACCUCUGACCAUCUCCAGAACUCGCAGAUGCCGGCGCGGCCUCUCCUCGGCCCGCGACGCGGCCAGGUGCCGUCGCUCCGGUCCUCUUUCCAGCCCCGGCGUACGCGGAGACGCUCCGGGCUGGGCUUUGGCUCCAGCCCUGCUUGAGCAAUUCUGGGCUGGAAGCCGCGUUUCGUUCCCCCUGCCCUUUUCUUUUCCUUUUCGCCCCAGAGUCGAGCUAAACCUGAGAUGUUCAGCCUUCAUCGUCCCUACGUAAUUCCUAUCGCAACCCAGGGGGGUUUAUUCCCACCUGGGGUUAAGCCUUUUCCCCAUCCGGAGGGCUCAGGCUGCAGGAUUUGGACUUGGCUCUUUUGGAAAAAAUAAAAAACGAAGGCCAGCUGCAGCGUUUGGAUCCGGCGCUGUUUGGGCUUUGGUUCAGACCUACCUUCAGGCCAGGUUCUGCGUCUGCUAAUUAAUCUGCAGGAAUUUGAACCCUCUCGCUCGCACCAAUAGCUGCGUGCUCGAGCCGUGCAGCCUCGCUGGGCUGUUUUCUUCUCCCCUUCGGGUCGAGGAGGGUUUUAAGGCGGAGGCGAGCGUGUGUUUCCUCUCCAGCCUCGUAACUAGCCCCCACGUAGGAUGGGUCACAAAUUUCAGCUGGAGACAUCCCCGAGACGGCGCCAAGGAAAACGGCGAGCGGCGUUUUACGGGAUUCCCGACCCUCCUUAGCACCGUGUAGCCGUGACGCUGGUGUCAGUCCACGAGGUUAUAUAUUAGGAUAUAUACGUGUAUAUAUAUGUUUCCCUUCAGUGAAGGAUUGUAGCAACGUACUGAGCCUCUUGUGUUAGGUAUUUAUUAUAAAUUUCUGUUUCGUUUUGUACAGUAGCUGUCUGGAAAGGAGGGGGAAAAAGAAAAACCUGUGUUUGAACAUGCUGCUCUCACCCCACGUCCCCCUCAGCCUGCAGCGGGGCGGAGAGGGGAGGUUGUGCUCGUCCUUUAACCACUUCGUUAUCUCCCUCCUCUUCGGGGUGUGCAAAUCGGGGCGCGAUUUGCACCGUAAUGGCAUAACGAAUCUGGCAGGAGGGAGCUUUGGACAUGCAUUUUGGGAGGGGGAAGUUUUCCUAUUUUAUCCUUUUCUUUGUAUUUCGGUGUUUUGUUUUGCCUUUGAAAACGGAUAGUCUGUUUGUGGCUCUGCCUUUACCCCUUCAAUAAAGGCUCCCUGCCUAUUA